This is a messenger RNA of Melopsittacus undulatus (budgerigar), 1707 nucleotides long. RefSeq names its product cilia and flagella associated protein 210 (gene CFAP210). The record is from RefSeq and is a predicted model, not a curated record. Lineage: Eukaryota; Metazoa; Chordata; Aves; Psittaciformes; Psittaculidae. The coding region runs from base 1 to 1575 and encodes 524 amino acids. The transcript is spliced from 9 exons.
AUGGCGGCGGCGGCGGGGCCCAGGCUCCCCCGUGGAAGGCGGCACCAGAAGCAGCUCGCCCCACCACACCAUUUGGAAGAAAAUUACAUUCUAGAUGGCUGUUUACUUCCAAAUGAAAUAGAUCUUCGUCAGGUAAUUAUAUUGCCAAAAGCAGAAUGGGAAAGGCUUCAAGACAGCCUUGGCAGCAGAACCAGAGAAGCUGCACUCAUCCUCGCCGAGAAGAAAGAACGGGAAGAAAUGCAUUUACGCUCCAAAGCUGCUGUAAAAGACUGGCCCAAUACCACUAUGGGCAUGGCACAACAGAAACUAAAAGCCAGAAAAUUACGUGAAGAAAGGGAAGAGGAAGAAAGAAAGUUAAUUGAUUUGGAAGAAGCAAAGUUCCAAGCAGCAAAACGGAAGGAGGCUAUUGAUCGUGCAAAAACCUACCUAAGCUAUCAGAACGAAAGAAUUAAAGGGUUUCAUAGUGCACUUCUACUUACCAAGGUCCUAAAAGAAAGAGAUGCUCAAGUUGAAUUUAAAAAGUUAAAGUCUGAUGCUAACAAAAAGAAGGACGAAGAAAAGGAACAUGAAUGUAAAGAAGCUAAUUUCAGGGAUCAAGAAGAGGCACGCCAGCGUUAUAUGAAUGAACAAGCACUACGCAGAGAUCAGCUAGAACAAAUAAAGGAGCGCAAACAUCAGGCAGAUCUGGCCAAGCUAGAAGACAAAAGAGAAGGGGAACAAAUACAGUUAUCGAACCGAUUGUAUCAAUUGGAAAUUCAAAAAGACAGAGAAAAGGAAGAGAAAGAGAAAGCUGAGCGCCGGAGGCAGCAUCAGGAGCAUGUAGCUGAUCAGGAAAUAAUCAAAGCAGUAGAGAAACAAAAACAAAUGGAAGAUGAUGCUCGGAUCAAAGCUCAUUUUAAAGCAAAGCAGAUUAUUGCCAAGAUGACAAAAGAGAAAGAAGCUGAAUUGCGUAGGCAAGUGCAGGAACGUCAGGACAAAAUCGUUAAACAAUUAGCUUUACAAAUGGCUGAGGCAUUACAGAAGGAAGAUUGUCGUCUUGCUAAAGACAUUGCACAAAAAGAAGCUGAAGAAGAAAAAAAACGCAAAGAGAAAGAGGCAAAGCAAAAGGCUGCGAUUGAAUCUAUUGCUGAAUACAGAGCCACUGCGAUGAAGAUGAAAGUGGAAAAGGAGAAAGAAGAAAAAGCAGAGAGUAAAAAAGAAUAUAAUAAAAUAAUGGAAAAUUACCGCAUUUACCUGGAAAAGGAAAAAGGCACGAAACAAAGACGACGUGAUGCCAGUGUGGAAGUACAGAAAUUUCAGAUGCAGCAAAUGGCUGAAAAGCAGACAAGAAAACAGCAGGAGAAGCAAGCAGACUUGGACUAUGAUGCUCAGACAGAGCUUAUUGCUCUUUGUAAAGAGCAGGAAUUUCAGAGCUAUGCAAAGCAAGUAAUUGAAUCAGAGGCCAAGACUACACAUCAUCUUUAUCCUCUUCUCAAAGCAUCUGAAGAUGUAAGAGGACUUGGACUCAGGCCAUUUGCCAGAGAAAAAGAAGAAUCAAAUGGUUUUCAAGCACAGGAUGGUGCUGGGACCCAGUAACCUUGUAGAUGUACUACUGCACAAGAAGUUAAAAACAUGAAGUAAUACAGAGACUAUCUAGCAGAGAAAGACAGAAGCAGUCUUCAUGUGGUUAAAAAGAAGAUAUCUUUUUGAACCUUACAAACAAACAUC